AUGGAGGCAACAAACUUGACUGUCAAUGAUUUUGUUCUCCUCGGCUUCUAUGAGCUUCCAAGCUUCCAGUUGGGUUUAUUUCUCAUAUUUUUGGUCGUCUAUGUAGCGACUUUGCUUGGAAAUUCAAUAACAAGUGGUCUAUUUUGCUUUGAUCCUCAUUUUCACAGUCCCAUGUAUAUUCUCCUAUGUAACAUGGCUAUGGUGGAUAUUUCCUUCACCUCUGUGGUUCUUCCCAAGUUGUUGGAUGUCUUUUUAACAGGGAACAAUGUCAUCUCCUACACCGGUUGUAUUGCUCAGGCCUUCUUAUUUGCUCUGAUCAUUGUCUCAGAAUAUUUCAUCCUUGCUGCUAUGGCCUAUGAUCGCUAUGUAGCCAUAUGUCACCCUUUACGUUAUUCUUAUUUUAUGAGUCUUACAGUCUGUUUCUGGAUGUCACUGACAUCUUGGGGUAUAGGACUCCUUGAGGGAAUUCUUUGUGCCAUUCUCAUGUCAUCUUGUAUAUUUUGUGGGUCACAUGAAAUAGACCAUCUGUUCUGUGAUCUGAAGCCUCUUAUGAAGCUUUCUUGUAGUGACACACGUACUAUAGAAAUAGUAAUACUUGUACUUGGUUGCUUCACUGGUUUCAUCCCAUCACUUUCCACCUUGGUGUCCUACAUGUAUAUUAUCUCCACAAUCUUGAAGAUUCACUCCAAGGAAGGAAGACACAAAACCUUCUCCACCUGCUCCUCACAUCUCACAGUCAUCCUCUUGUUUUAUGGAACAAUGUUUGGCAUGUAUAUGAGACCCAAGUCCAGCUAUUCCAUAAAACAGGACAAGAUGUUUGCCAUAUUGUAUGCCGGAGUCAUUCCAAUGCUCAACCCUCUCAUUUACAGCUUAAAAAAUCAGGAGGUCAAAAAAGCUCUGUGCAAAAUAGGGAAAAGAGCGUUUCUAACCAAAGACUAUGCCAAAUGGGAUAUAAAUAAAAGAUAA
Messenger RNA from Hyla sarda, 966 nucleotides. RefSeq names its product olfactory receptor 5B21-like. The coding region runs from base 1 to 966 and encodes 321 amino acids. Gene Ontology annotation, cellular component: membrane. Lineage: Eukaryota; Metazoa; Chordata; Amphibia; Anura; Hylidae. Gene Ontology annotation, biological process: G protein-coupled receptor signaling pathway; sensory perception of smell. The record is from RefSeq and is a predicted model, not a curated record. The transcript has a single exon. Gene Ontology annotation, molecular function: odorant binding; G protein-coupled receptor activity; olfactory receptor activity.